CAUUGUGUACUGCAACAUCAUUUCAUCACAAGAAAUGAUGCUAGGAAAAUUUGAAAUUCUUCUGCAUGUUCCUAUCCAGAUGAUGAAACGAGUUAUUUUUCACAUGGUAAUAUUUUUAAGGACCCUUUUUAUUAAUUUUGAAUCUUAGUUUUUCAUGCAGCACUGGAGAGAUGAAAUUGUUUUUCAGGAAGAUUUUCUUGCAAUGCUUCACAUCUUGAAAGGAAAUCCUGUCUCUGUUAUGUGAAUACAGCUGCUGUCUUAAUAAUGCUGAAAGAUGGAUUCACUGUUGCUCUACCGUUGGGUCUAGAAAAUUAGGUACAUUUUACAUGGAGAGGAAUACAGUAAACUUUGUUGGGUUUUAUUUGAAGAUGUGAACAGUAUUUCAUGGAGUAAAAUACCACAUAAUUAAUAUACUAUGGAGUAGUUUACUGUUUUGACAGCAGUAAAAUUUAAAGUUUCUUCGUACUGACUACAUAUUCAAGAUCAUCUUUGAACUCACAAAAAGUUCUCCAGCUGAAGCAUCUCUGUGAACUGGCGAAAGGAUGUUUGUUUUAGGAGACUAAAGCUAGAAGUCAAAAGACUGCAUUAGUUUUUCAGUCCGACAGCAGCAUACUUAGCUUACAUAAUAAAGACAUAUCGAGUCAAAGUUUAAGAUGUUAAAUUCCUGGUGUACCCGUACUUUUGCUUACAAAUCUCUGAAAGUUGUCCUGCUAAUUCUUAGUGCAAUAAGCAAAGGCAUACCAGUAGUUUACAAACUUUACGGGUCUUCGAGUACUGAUUAGUUUAAUUUCUUUGGACGAUGACCCUCCACAAUUUAAGUUUAAUUCAUGUGCUCAGUUAUGUGAAAGACUGUUCUGCAAUUUGAGCCAUAUAUACGGUCUGUAAAGUGUACUUGCUGAAAAUGUGGAACUUGAGUGGCAAAAAGCAUUAUCUGCCAAAUGAUGAACUAUGGUAGCUGGAGUAUAUUCGUUUUUCCUAACUGUCAUUUCCAGUAGAAGAAAAUAAUGAUCGCUACUCAUCUUUGACCAACAUAGUGCAGCAUUGUAAGCAAAGCAAGAGAUUAACAUUAGAAUGAUUAAUCUCAGAAGUAUUUACACAAAAUCAAUGAAAUUCAGUUCAUUAAGUUAAAAUGAAAACAAUUUGUUCUCAUAACUAAGGGGAACCCUUUGGAGUUGGUGACUAUUUUUGAUGCUGAAAAACAACUGAGGGAUACACAUUUCAAUGAUUCUGUACUAUUUUACAAUACUGUAAUACAUAAUAAUUAUAAACUUGUAACAUCAAGCUUUAAAUCAACCAAGGAUGCAUCUGUUUAUUGAGACAACCGAUGCUGUGCUGGAGGUGCUUCCGUAUUUCUCAGAAAAUAAUGUUCUCUCACAGAAAGAAAAAAUGUACAUCAUUUUCAGUGAAAGUUUUUUCAUGGUGAAAGGAGCAGCACUUUUCCUGCAGCAGGGAAGCGGCCCUCAAGGUCAACGAACGUAUCAACAGUGCCAUCAUCAUCAUCAUAAACAUGCAGGAGAUCUGCCGCAACAUCUCCAGGUGAUGAUAAACCUCCUUCGCUCAGAAGACAGGAUCAAACUGGCUGUGCGAUUAGAGAGCAUAUUACCAGACAGGGUAAGAUACAUGGUAGUCGUGUAUUCAGUUGGUCGCCAAGACACUGAGGAGAACAUUCUGCUGGGAAUAGACUUCACUAAUAAGGAAAGCAAAAGUUGUACAAUAGGAAUGGUGCUACCACUGUGGAGCGACACAAAGAUUCAUCUGGAUGGUGAUGGUGGAUUCAGCAUGAGCACAGCAGCAAGAAUACACAUUUUUAAGCCAGUGUCAGUGCAAGCUAUGUGGUCAGCACUGCAGGUUUUACACAAGGCCUGUGAGGUGUCAAGGCGGUAUAACUACUACACAAGUGGCAUGGCUCUGAGUUGGGCUACUUACUAUGAAAGCUGCAUCAGCUCUGACCAGAGCUGCAUCAAUGAAUGGAAUGCCAUGCAAGACCUUGAGUCCACGAGGUCCAGUUCUCCAGCUCUAUAUGUGGACAAACCUAGUGAGAGAGAAUGCACAGAAAGUCUUAUCACAGCCAAACUCAGGAGUAUCAUGAUGAGUAAAGAUCUGGAAAACGUGACAUCAAAAGAUAUACGCAAUGAACUGGAAAAGGAGAUGAACUGUGACCUUAGAGAAUAUAAAGAAUUUAUCGAUAACAAGAUGUUUGUCAUUCUGGGUCAGAUGGACAAAGCAACCCUUAUCUUUGAGCAUGUCUAUCUGGGCUCAGAAUGGAAUGCUUCCAAUUUAGAAGAAUUACAAGAUACUGGAGUUGGCUAUAUUUUGAAUGUAACUAGAGAAAUUGAUAAUUUCUUUCCGGGCAUGUUCGCAUAUCAUAACAUUAGGGUUUAUGAUGAAGAAACAACAGAUCUACUUGGUCACUGGAAUGAAGCCUAUAACUUCAUAAAUAAAGCAAAAAAAAAUCAGUCAAAAUGCCUCGUACAUUGUAAAAUGGGUAUCAGUCGGUCUGCUUCCACUGUCAUAGCUUAUGCAAUGAAAGAAUUUGGUUGGUCUUUAGAGAAAGCCUAUAACUAUGUGAAGGAAAAGCGAAAUGUCACUCAGCCAAACAAAAGCUUCAUGAGGCAGCUUGCAGAGUAUGAAGGAAUUUUAGAUGCCAGUAAACAACGACACAACAAACUUUGGAAACAGCAGCCAGAAAGCAACAAGGCAGAAUGUACAACUGACUGUGCCAUACAAAAAACAUCUAAGUCACAUGAUCUGAACAGAGCCCUUGAGAAUGCUCAUUCCAAGAGAUGUGAUAAGGCUGAGGCUUGUCAUGGCAGAACAGCAUCAACAGACUGUGAUUCUCUAAACCUAACCUACUACUUCCGACGUCUCCCUGACAAUGCAGUGGAUAGUGAUCAGCCUUGCAUUGUGAAACAGGUGGCUGCCACAUUUCAUGUUGAUGAUCUGGAGAGAGAUGCUCUUUUAGAAAAUAGCUUACCAUCUCUGCAACAUUUUGUGGUAGACUCAAAAACACUGAAUAGGCAAAAUACAGAGAUAUCAAAGGAAGGGGUGGUGUCUGCUGUCAGUGCAGUAAAGAAAAAAUUGCAGUUUGGUGGAGCACAGGUAGACUCUGAACACAUGUGUGUUCCCAGAAGCAUUCCCGCAACUAAAACAGAAGGGAUACUGAAGAGUCAGCAACAGUGGUCUUCAGUAUUUAGUCCUGGUCAUCUCAACAAACAUAAUGUCAACAACAACAACAGUAAAAACAGCUGUUCUGGGGAUUUUGAGGAUGGGGCCAUGUUUGCACUUUUUAGCAAAGUACAACCAUCUUAUCGGUCCUGUGCAGAAUGUAUCUGUUCCCCAGAAACACAGUCAUGCGAAUUUCCUGUUGAACCAUCUCAAUGCCAUAGUGACAAACCUGUAUGCAGCAGUGCUACAGUCUAUACUCAACCCUCAGGGUCUAUACAUGUGACAGCUGAAUUGUCUAACCAGAAUUUAAAUACAGACAAAUCUGACCAACAUUAUCGUGUUGGUAAGGAAAUGCAGUGCAGUUCUAAUGUGUAUGAUCAGAAUGACGAGUGCCGUGAAUCAUUGAGAUCUACUGACUUGCUUCAUAAAGAAAACAAUAACUGUGGUUUUAAUUUCAAAUCUGAGAAUGAAACAGGUGAGGAAUGCAUGUGUGACUCCAUAAAAAACCUCAGGGAAAUAAAGGAUUUACAAUGUAUAGGAAAGGGAGCUUCUCAGAGUUAUCUAAUUCAACACCAGGAGUCGCUCAUUAAGUUACAGAAAGCAGGAUUAGUGAGAAAACACACCAAAGAGUUGGAAAAGUUAAGUAGUAAAUCUGCAACACCUGUUUCUAAUCCAGGAAGAAACUUUGAACAUGUAGCUGGUGCAAGUCAAGAUGGAAAAAACUGUGCCUGGUGCCAUUUGCAGUCAUCUUUGCAUAUUGCAGACCUAUUGCCAUCUUCUACAAGCAUGGGCAGCCUUGUACUCCCUGCAAAUAAAAUGGAUCCUCUCACCGUUAGCAAUGGAGUCCAUCAGAAAAACUUGGCUUCACAUGUAUAUCAGAAAAAAUCAUCACGAGACGUUUGGGAAGGCACUUCUUUGGCACCUAUAUCUUUAUCUAUGAAGUCACACUUAAUUCGCAGUUCUAGCAGUGAUAGCAUUUGCUGUCAUUGCGGAAAGAUGGGUUUAGUGAAGCAAAAAUCUCUGGAGGCUAAGGUUAGAGAACAUUUUGCUGGGCUGACUAUUCCUUCACGGCUAAAAAGAUCUUAUUCAGUUGCCAAACUUCGAAGCCUGAAUUUCUGUCAAGAUAAUUUGCUGCUCAGUGAUGGAAGUGUCUUCACCUCUUGUAGUUCAGAUAAGGCCAAAAUAAAUGAAAGUUUGAUACAGUUUUCCUCAGAAAUAAAUUGGCACAAAAAUAAAAGCAAUGCCACAUCACUGAGGUCUCCCACUGAAAAUGAAAAGAAUGUACAAUGUUUGGGAAAUAGUUGAUACACCAUCUCUUAUGUUUCAUACCUGCAUGACAGAUAUAUUUGGUAUGAUAAAGUACAGAAGAUAAAUGCCAUUAUUUGUUUAACAAACGUGUUCGGAAAUGCAAUAUUACAAUAUAUUAUAAUCCACUGCACAAUAUGUAAGGGGUUUAGUAGUGUGUUUCUAGCACAAAUGGAUUGAAUUUGUUUUAAUGUUCUUGUACACCUUUUGAAAAGCCCUGUGAGAUUGAGACAUUAAGCUGCAUUUGUUCUUUGCUAAAUCCAGUUUGCAAAACUAUUUGCCAAGCAAAGAUGUGUUGACAAUGUCUCAUUUUUAAAGCCUUUAAGUAAAAUACAGUGAUUGUAUUUUAAGUAUGUCCAGUGAUUAUGUCAUUUUUCACUGCAGACUAAGGACUAAAGUCUUUCAGUAGUAUGAGUACGUUGUAGACUAGGGCAGUAUGUUUUUCUACCUCCACUCUAGGAUAUACACUGUUACAUUACAGAACACCACUGAGAUUAACUUGUCUGGCCUAACUAAUUGCCCCACCACCCGCCCCAUCUCAACACUUGUUUGUAAUGGUGAAUUUGCAUUCUUAUUUUUUCCAGGUGGUUAAAGUUAUUUGUAACCAUAAUUUUAAAAGACUGACAUUGUGUUACAAGUGCAAGAUAUGUCUGUUCAUUGUUGCAGCUCAUUUUUCCAUGAUAAGCAAAGUGUAUGAGUGGUGAUACAAAUGAGAACCAUUGUGGUAAUAUUAGGAACAAGUGCCAUCAGCUCGUGUUUGAAGACAGUUUUUUUUUCUUGUACUGUUAUGUACCUACCUUUUACAGGUAUACUUUCCUAUUCUCAGGGAAUAGAUAGGAAAUACCUUUUAAAUGGCAUAAAUUUGCUGUUAAAUAAGGCACAGAUAAUUAUACCUGAGAAAGAUGCGUGUAAAAAUGUAUUUAGUAAUGUUUUAAUUGUAUAGGUUGUACUAUGUUAUAAUUCUUUUUCAUUGACCUUGCAAUUUUUUAAACAUUAACUAUUGUGACUUUUCCAUAGAGUUCUGAGCAUUGUUGGGAGAACAGCUCAGGUUUACCACAGUAUGCAAACCAUAACAGUUCAAAUGUUCUUUGGAAAUAAUAUAUCAAACUCUUGUCCAUAAGACAAAAAGUAUAGUUCUUUUCUUAGAUGUUUACUCUUUUUUUUUUUCAUUUAAAGUUCAUAAGAUAAUGCUGAUUUCCUGUGCCCUCUAGAAGAGACCAAAACUGCAAUCUGUUAACUGUUGUUGAGCAGAUCUUGAUAACAUCUCAAUAUAUAUAUUUUUUGAAAAGGGAGUAUUCCAGUGGAUCAAAAUAGUGUGUUGCACUGAAAAUAUGAUUAGGGAUGCACAUGGUAGCACAGGGUAAAACACUGCUUUAUUCUACUAGAACAAAACAGCAUUGUUGCAAUAGAUACUGUAUGGAAUGAUACAAUAUUUUUGUUAUUUAUUAAAGAGUAAAUUCAUUUUUUGAGACAA
Messenger RNA from Protopterus annectens (West African lungfish), 5944 nucleotides. It is a transcript of the gene SSH1, whose product is annotated as slingshot protein phosphatase 1. Gene Ontology annotation, molecular function: actin binding; protein tyrosine/serine/threonine phosphatase activity. Gene Ontology annotation, biological process: actin cytoskeleton organization; protein dephosphorylation; negative regulation of actin filament polymerization. Lineage: Eukaryota; Metazoa; Chordata; Ceratodontiformes; Protopteridae. The record is from RefSeq and is a predicted model, not a curated record. Bases 1300 to 4470 code for a protein of 1056 amino acids. Gene Ontology annotation, cellular component: cytoplasm. The transcript has 14 exons.